Molecule: messenger RNA, 1488 nt
Organism: Rotaria sp. Silwood1
Lineage: Eukaryota; Metazoa; Rotifera; Eurotatoria; Philodinida; Philodinidae
Source: the annotation of a GenBank genome assembly
AUGGAAUGGAAACAGAAAAUCUUUAAUCAAUUACAAGAACGUAAUAGACAAGAACGUGAUGUUUAUGCAGAAAUUGUUAAACAUUAUAACCGUCUAACUGAAAAUUAUUCAACAAUAUUAGUACGAUGUACGGAGCAAGAACGUGAUAUAUUAACAUUACGUCAAGAAAACACAGAUUUGCAAAAAAACAGUGUCAGUGUGGCUGGUCUCCCUGUUAAUGAUAAAGUUAGAACAUUAGAAAAUGAUUACAUGAAAGCGAAAGAUGAAAUACUCACAUUACUAAGAGAACGAGGCGACAUGACGAAAGAAGUAAUUAGUCUUAGUCGUCUUGUUAAAGAAAGAGAUGAAAAACUUUAUUCUGAACAAAAUAAAAAUCAAAUAUUAACAAAAGAAAAUAUAUCAUUGAAACAACAACUUGAAUCAGCUCAUGAACAAUUGAGUGCCUUGAAGAAAGUUAAUGAAACAAUACAUGAUGAAUUUCAAGCAUUACAAUUAGCCUAUACACAAUUAGAAGAACGUCAAAAAGAAUUAGAUGCAACCAUUGCUGUUUUACGUCAAAAAAUGACUGAAAAAAUAGAGAAAAAAUGUAAUGCAUUAGAUGAAGAAGUUAAAUUGCAUGAAAAACGAAUGGAAGACGAUGUUAAAAGAAAAUUAGAUGAAGCUAAAAGUGAUGUUAUGAUACCGACAUUAUCAAAUUUGAUUUCAACUACAACAACAACAUCAGUAACACAAUUGAAAAAUACCAAUCAGGAUGGAAAAAUACAUCUGACACCAACAGUAGAUUUCAUCAAAGUCGUUGUACCUAAAAAAGCUAUAUUCAAAUGGGAUUGUGGUGAUAAUGAAUUACAUGCUAUUCAGUUUCAUCCAUCUGGAUCAUUAAUUGCAACAGGUGGUAGUGAUAGAAAAAUUCAUAUUUGGGAACUGAAUGCUCAUAAUAACCAAGUUCAACAAGCUUAUGUUCUUACUGGAAAUAAUUCAACAGUGACAGCUAUUGAUUUUGACAGUGAAAAUGCUAAUUUAAUUCUUGGAUGUUCAGAAGAUUUCGCUUGUCGUGUUUGGGGUCUUGCUGAUCAACGCUUACGUCAUACAUUAACUGGUCAUGGUGCAAAAGUUUUUUGUGCUAAAUUUGUUACUGCAAGUUUGAUCGCAUCAGGUAGUCAAGAUCGAACGUUGAAAUUGUGGGAUUUACAAAAUCGUCAAUGUGUCCGAACUUUAUUUGCUGGAUCGAAAUGUCAUGAUUUAGUUGCACUUGAUGCAUCUGGAAGUUUGAUUAGUGGUCAUUUUGAUAAAAAAAUACGUUUUUGGGAUGCUCGAAAUGACUCAACUAAAUGUGAAUUACAAUUACAAGCAGCAGUUACUUCAUUAUCAAUUAAUCGAGAAAAACAACUAUUAUUGGCUUGUUCACGGGAUGAUACACUUAAAUUAAUUGAACUCAGAGAAAAUCGCGUUAUACAAACAUUUAGAUCAAUUGUUAAUGCUGUUGCUUAG